Messenger RNA from Cooperia oncophora, 204 nucleotides. The record is from the annotation of a GenBank genome assembly. Lineage: Eukaryota; Metazoa; Nematoda; Chromadorea; Rhabditida; Trichostrongylidae.
AUGGCGCUGUUCGAGACGUCAGCUAAGGCAGAUUCGGAAGCGGACCAUGUUGAGUCGAUAUUCCUGACACUGCUUCAUAAGCUGCAGCAAAGCAAACCCAUGCAUGUGCAGAGUGAGGGAGAACGGCAAGCAAAGGAACAAGAACGUUUAGUAUUGAAAGCCAGUGAAGCCAACGAACUGCCUGAAGAAGGAUGGUGCUGCUAG